UAAUAGAUAAAGAUAAAGGAAACAAGGCAUGAUGUAAAGUAGAAAAAAAGAAAAGAGAAGAAAUCCAUGAAACUGGUACCAGGAGCAGCAAGGCAGACAGGGCCAGAAGCACAACAGAACAAAGGCGAAAUACUCCAGGCUUCCUCUAUUCCAAUUCCAACUCAUCAGCAAGAGAGAUAAAAAUUAAUAACAUCACUUGGAGGUAGAAGAAGAAGAAGAAGAAAAUCACUGAACCCUGAAUCAUGAUGAUGAUGACGACGAUGAAGAACAUGCACUGCCACCACCAGUAAUAUGUCUCUCUCUCUCUCCCUCUCUCCCCAACCAUUACCAACCAAUCAUCAUGAAACAACAACACCUGCAGUCACCACUCCUAAAAGCAGCUAUCAUCAUAAUCAUCAAAACAUUUCCUUCCUUAAAUUUACCCCUCCCAUUCCCAUACCCUUGUUCAUAAUCCAAUCCAAUCCAAUCCAGGUAUUCUCUCUCUCUCUCUCUCACACUCUAAUUCAUUUAUUUCCUCUAACCAUGUCCAUCGCUUCCAUACACCUUCUCCUUCUCCUCUCUCUCUCCUUCCUCUUCAGAUUUCAUCCUGCUUACUCUUCCGUCGUCUCCUCUCCUCAACUCAUCUCUUUACUCUCUCUCAAAUCCUCCCUCAUUCACCCCCUUGACACCUUCCACGACUGGAACCUCACCACAAACCUCUCAUGGUGUUCCUGGUCCGGCGUCCAAUGCCAAAACAACACCAAUCAAAUCACCUCGCUAGACCUCUCCUCCCGAAACCUCUCCGGUACAUUCCCGCCGACAAUUCGCCAUCUCCGCCAUUUACGUCACUUGAAUUUGAGCGGAAAUGCCUUCGAUGGCCCACUCCAGACUCUCUUAUUCGACCUACCCAAUCUCAGAACUCUUGACAUUAGUCGUAAUCUCUUCAAUUCCACUUUCCCUCCGGGAAUCUCCAGGCUCAAAUAUCUCACCUACUUCAAUGCCUACAGCAACAGCUUCACCGGUCAUCUCCCUCAAGAAUUAUCCACCCUCCGUUUUCUCGAAUAUCUUAGCCUCAGUGGAAGCUAUUUCGACGGCCCAAUUCCUGGCUCCUUAAGUAAUUUGGAGAGACUGACAUAUCUUAACCUCGCCGGAAACCUGCUUACCAGUUCAAUUCCGGACGAGUUGGGUUUUAUGACUCAGCUUCAGCGGCUGGAAAUUGGAUAUAAUCAAUUUGAUGGUCCGAUUCCAGCGGGAAUAGGAAAUUUAAAGAACUUGAAGUAUCUUGACAUCGCAUCCGCAAAUCUCUCCGGCGAACUUCUGUUAGAAAUCGGGAACCUUACCAUGCUUGAGACCUUACUCCUACAUAAAAAUCAUUUCUCCGGUCAUAUUCCGGUGAGCUACGGACAGCUUGUCUCCCUGAAUGCUCUCGAUUUAUCAGACAACAAUCUCUCGGGUCCGAUCCCAGAAGAAAUUUGUUCCUUGAAGGAGUUAGUAGUGUUGAACUUGAUGAACAACCUACUCACCGGCGAAAUACCCGGAGGUAUUGGGGAUCUUCCUCACCUCGAAUUUCUCUCUCUAUGGAACAAUUCUCUAUCGGGAAUUCUUCCAAGGAAUUUAGGAUCCAAGUCGACCUUGCAGAAGCUCGAUGUGUCGACAAAUUUUCUUUCAGGUCCAAUUCCGUCUACAGUAUGCGAUGGGAACAGAUUAGAAAAACUCGUCCUCUUUGGAAACAAUUUCACCGGCGAGAUUCCUCCUAAUCUCGCGAACUGCAGGUCUUUGUUGAGGGUACGAAUCCAGCAGAACAAACUGAACGGAUCCAUACCAUUAGGAUUCGGUCUCUUGUCCAACUUGACGUACAUGGACUUAAGCGAAAACAGCUUCUCCGGCGAAAUUCCACCGGACUUUGGCAAUGCUGCCAAGUUAGAAUUCUUGAACAUAUCGGGGAACUCCUUCGACGUUGAAUUGCCGGCGAAUAUAUGGGGCGCACCGAGUUUGCAGAUAUUCUCUGCUUCAUACAGUAAGAUCAAUGGAAGGAUUCCUGAUUUUAUAGGAUGCGGAAAUCUGUACAAGAUUGAAUUAGAAGGGAACAGUUUGAUCGGGAGCAUCCCUUGGGAUAUAGAUCAUUGUUUGAGGUUGAUAUUGUUGAAUUUACGCGGCAAUUCGCUUAGUGGCAUUAUUCCUUGGGAGAUUUCGACACUGCCGGUGAUUACAGACGUCGAUCUGUCUCAUAAUCUGCUCACCGGAACGAUUCCGUCGAAUUUCAACAAUUGCAGCACGUUAGAGAGCUUCAACGUGUCGUAUAAUCAGCUCACCGGUCCGAUUCCAUCUUCCGGCAGAAUAUUUCCAAAUCUACACCCUUCCUCGUUCGACGGUAACGAAGGCCUCUGCGGCGGAAUGUUGAAGAGGCAUUGCGAUUCCGCCGGGGAAAUCGAUUCCAAUCAACAACCAAAAAGGACGGCAAACGAAAUCUGGAUUGUAGCUGCAGGUUUAGCGAUUGGAUUGUUCAUCCUCUUCGUUGGCAGCCGAUGUUUCUACGCAAUCUACGGUCAUCGUCAACUCUCUUGCGAUCGGGACAGAGGAGGGCCAUGGAAGCUAACCGCCUUCCAACGACUAAACUUCACAGCAGAUGACGUUCUCGAGUGCCUUACGAUGUCAGAUAAGAUAAUCGGGAUGGGAUCCACCGGUACAGUUUACAAAGCGGAGAUGCCGAACGGUGAGAACAUAGCCGUGAAGAAGCUAUGGGGAAAACAGAAGGAAACUACCGUAAGACGAAGCGUUUUAGCAGAGGUAGACGUCUUGGGACGCGUCCGCCAUCGAAACAUCGUGAGACUUUUAGGUUGCUGCAGCAACAGCGAAUGCACAAUGCUACUUUACGAAUACAUGGCGAACGGAAGCUUAGACGAUCUUCUUCACGGGAAGAAUAAGGGAGAAAACUUCGCCGCCGAUUGGGUUACACGAUACAAAAUCGCAUUGGGAGUCGCUCAAGGGAUCUGUUAUCUCCACCACGACUGCGAUCCGGCAAUCGUCCACCGUGAUUUGAAGCCCGGUAAUAUAUUGCUGGACGGUGAGAUGGAAGCCAGAGUAGCUGAUUUUGGGUUAGCCAAGCUCAUACAGACUGACGAGUCAAUGUCGGUUAUCGCCGGUUCAUACGGUUACAUCGCGCCUGAAUACGGUUAUACUUUACAGGUUGAUGAGAAGAGUGAUAUAUACAGUUAUGGUGUGGUGUUAAUGGAGAUUGUGACUGGAAAAAGAUCAGUUGAUUCAGAAUUUGGGGACGGGAAUUGUAUUGUGGAUUGGAUGAGGUCGAAGUUGAAAUUGAAGAAGGGAUUGAUGGAUGUUCUAGAUAAGAAGGCUGGGGCAUUGUGGUCGCCGGUGAGGGAAGAGAUGAUGUUGGUGCUGAGAAUUGCGUUGUUAUGUACAAGUCGGAAUCCGGCGGAUCGACCGUCGAUGAGAGAUGUGGUGUCGAUGUUGAAAGAGGCUAAACCUAAGAGGAAAUCUCCGGAUGAUGUUAGUCAUCAUCAUGUGGUUGAUGAGGCUAAUGAUAUUGGAACUCAUUUGUCACAAAAGAAUACUAGUGUUGUUGAAUGUUGAAUGUUAAUAGUUAUUAGUAAGUAUAUAAUAUUAUAUUAUGUUUUUAUUUUUGGGUUGGGUGGUUGCUUAAUUAUUUUAAAUUUGAAUUUUGAAUUUCUUUU
Molecule: messenger RNA, 3671 nt
Organism: Impatiens glandulifera
Lineage: Eukaryota; Viridiplantae; Streptophyta; Magnoliopsida; Ericales; Balsaminaceae
Product: leucine-rich repeat receptor-like protein kinase TDR
Exons: 2
Coding region: 292-3570 (1092 amino acids)
Biological process (GO): protein phosphorylation
Molecular function (GO): protein kinase activity; protein binding; ATP binding
Source: RefSeq, a predicted model, not a curated record